GCCUCAGAAGCUAAUUGUGGCCAAUUAAUUUAGUAUAAAACAUGACAUACACAUAAAAGAUAACUUGAAAACGAUUGCAGAUACGAGACAGGGUACCAUCACCAGAGUAGGGAAAGCCGCACUGGCUGUGAGUUUUAAGCCCAAAAAUGUCAGUUGGGUAGAACUAUUUAUCAACAAAGGCCUUUCUCGUGAAGCUAGUAAGCAAACCCAAAUGGCAGCCGUGGCUGCUUCUGCUUCGAGGACUUUCAUCAGCUCCCAUCACAAACUCUUUAUCUCCCCAGUUUCCGCUGGUUCAAAGAUUACUAACCUUUUUCUUAACAAUUAUCGAAACAAAGUUAGGACUUCUGUUUGCUUUUCUUCCAUCAGCUCUCUCCAAUCUUCCCAAGAAAUCCAAAGCCAAACCCACAACCGUUUCACUGUAAUUGAUAUCCUUGAAAAAAGAGGCUUGCUUGAAUCAAUCACCAGCAACAAUCUAAGGUCUCUCGCUUCUUCUCGUGAUAACACUCUCAAAGUCUAUUGUGGUUUCGACCCCACUGCCGAGUCUUUGCACUUGGGUAAUUUACUUGGCAUCAUUGUUCUCUCUUGGUUCCUCCGCUGCGGCCAUCAAGUCGUCGCCUUGAUAGGUGGUGCCACCGCUCGUAUAGGAGACCCAUCUGGGAAGUCACUCGAAAGGCCGGAACUUGAUCUCCAUGAACUGGAUAAGAACACUCUCGGUAUCACUAAUACUAUUUCAACGAUUUUUAAAUCCAGUAAUGUUUUGAUUUUGAAUAAUUAUGAUUGGUGGAAAGAUAUUCACUUGCUGGAUUUUCUCAAACAUGUGGGACGAUUUGCUAGAAUUGGUACCAUGAUAGCUAAAGAAAGUGUGAGGAAGAGAUUAGAAUCAGAGCAAGGGUUGAGUUACACUGAGUUUACGUAUCAGUUAUUGCAAGGAUAUGAUUUUCUAUACUUGUUUCAAAACAAGGGUGUUAAUGUUCAAAUUGGAGGAAGUGAUCAGUGGGGGAAUAUAACUGCUGGGACCGAGCUUAUACGCAAGAUUUUACAACCAGAUAGUGAUAAUGAGGCCUAUGGCUUGACAUUCCCUCUAUUACUUAAGAGUGAUGGUACCAAAUUUGGUAAAUCAGAGGAUGGUGCCAUUUGGCUCUCUCCAUCAAUGUUAUCUCCCUACAAGUUUUAUCAGUAUUUCUUCUCCGUUCCAGAUGCUGAUGUGAUUAGGUUUCUCAAAAUUCUUACUUUCUUGGACUUGGAAGAAAUUAAUGAGCUGGAGAGGGAUAUGAAGAAACCUUGUUACGUUCCUAACACCGCGCAGAAGAGACUUGCACAGGAAGUUACCCGUUUUGUUCAUGGUGAAGAGGGCUUGAAUGAGGCUCUAAAGGCUACCGAAGCCUUGAGGCCCGGAGCUGAGACCAAGUUGGAUGUGAAGACCAUUGAGGCUAUUGCUGAGGAUGUGCCUUCUUGCUCUUUAGCCUAUGAUCAAGUUCUAGAUAUUUCACUUGUUGAUCUUUCAGUUUCUGUUGGUUUGUUUGAUAGCAAAUCAGCUGCCAGGCGUUUGUUGAAGCAAGGUGGACUUUACUUGAACAACAGCAGAGUUGAUAGUGAGAGUAAGAGGGUUGAAGCUCAAGACAUUGUGGAUGGCAAAGUUCUCCUUUUAUCUGCUGGGAAGAAGAACAAGGUUGUUGUACGAAUAUCUUGAUUUGUUUUGGUAGCUUAUAGUUUAUUACAAAUUUGUUCAAUUUAUCUUGUGGAUUGAAUUACUCCCCUCAAAACAAAAUUUUGAAGUACUAGGUGGGCUAUAAAACUUUUAAGAAGCUAUUUAUGAAUAAUUAUUUAAAGUUUCAUUAGUUUAC
Molecule: messenger RNA, 1844 nt
Organism: Mangifera indica (mango)
Lineage: Eukaryota; Viridiplantae; Streptophyta; Magnoliopsida; Sapindales; Anacardiaceae
Product: tyrosine--tRNA ligase, chloroplastic/mitochondrial
Exons: 1
Coding region: 212-1690 (492 amino acids)
Biological process (GO): tyrosyl-tRNA aminoacylation
Cellular component (GO): mitochondrion; chloroplast stroma; cytosol
Molecular function (GO): tyrosine-tRNA ligase activity; ATP binding; RNA binding
Source: RefSeq, a predicted model, not a curated record